Messenger RNA from Elaeis guineensis (African oil palm), 2280 nucleotides. The record is from RefSeq and is a predicted model, not a curated record. NCBI's taxonomy places the organism in Eukaryota, Viridiplantae, Streptophyta, Magnoliopsida, Arecales, Arecaceae.
CCACGGACGGACGGAUGAGCGAGGGCCGAGGGCCACUCAUCAUUGUCCCACCCGCGUCUCCCCUCCCGACUCCGAGUUCGCUAUCCCGGACUUCCCCCUUCGACAUGGCAGUGGCCGCACGGUCGCCUUUGGUCUGCGCCGUCCGGUCGAGCUCGGCGGGGGAGCACGAGAAGAGGAUGGAGGAGCGGGGAGUUAUGAGGCAGGUGCUCCGGGUGGGCCGGCGUGACCGGGAGUUCCUGAACCGGCGCUUCCAGUUCGUCUCCAAGGCGCUGGGCGAUCUCUUCUGGCUCCGGAACCUGGAAGAUCCCCGGGCUCUUCAUGCCUCUCGCCCUCCUGCCCAUUGGUCCAAGAUUUCUCAUCCCCCAGGACUAUGGGGUGUGGACUUGAUGAUGGCUGAUCUAGAAGCUUUAAAGGUGUAUGCUGAUUACAUACAACUUGCUUCCGGACUUUGGUCUGUGCCUUUACCCGAUCUAUAUGAUCCACAGAAGGUAUCAGACUACUUCAACUGCCGGCCUCAUGUCCUUGCAUUCCGAAUUAUCGAGGUAAUCUCUUCAUUUGCCUUUGCUGCCAUAAAAAUGCAAAUGUCGAGAAGUUUCAACUUGAGAAGGCAUGAUGUGAGCAGGGAUGACAGCUUAUACACUUCACAGUACUAUAUUGGGCUGCUUCUGAAAGAAUCAUUUCUGAAUCUUGGACCAACUUUUGUCAAAGUUGGGCAGUCCCUAUCUACGAGACCAGACAUAAUCGGUUCAGAAAUUUCUAAGGUACUUUCUGAGUUGCAUGACAAAAUUCCUCCUUUUCCAAGGGAAGCUGCAAUGAAGAUUAUCGAGGAAGAACUUGGAUGCCCUGUAGAUAGCAUCUUUAGUAAUAUUUCUGAUGAGCCUGUGGCUGCUGCUUCAUUUGGUCAGGUCUACCGAGGAUGUACACUUGAUGGCAGUGUUGUGGCUGUAAAAGUCCAGCGACCAGACUUGCUUCAUGUGAUGAUGCGAGAUAUCUACAUUUUACGUCUUGGGGUUAAUAAAGGAGUGGAAGCUACACUAGUUCAACUUUUUGAUACAGGCCUAUUACAUGCGGAUCCACAUCCUGGGAACUUGCGUUAUACACCUGAAGGAUGUAUUGGGUUUCUUGAUUUUGGUUUGCUUUGUCGGAUGGAGAAGAAACAUCAGCUUGCUAUGCUUGCUUCCAUAAUGCACAUAGUAAAUGGAGACUGGGGUGCGCUUGUUUAUGAUCUGACCGAGAUGGAUAUUGCUAGGCCAGGAACCAAUCUACGUCGUGUGAAAAUGGAUUUGGAAGAGGCUUUGGAUGAGGUUGUCUUCAAUGAUGGAAUACCUGACAUCAAGUUUAGUAGGGUUCUAGGUAAAAUUUGGUCCAUAGCACUUAAGUAUCAAUUCCGUAUGCCACCGUAUUAUACACUGGUCUUGCGCUCUCUAGCUUCCCUGGAAGGAUUGGCUCUGGCUGCAGACCAGAAUUUUAAGACAUUUCAAGCUGCAUACCCUUAUGUUGUCCAGAAACUUCUUUAUGACAAUUCAGCUUCUACAAGGAGGAUCUUAUACUCGGUUGUCUUCAACAAAAGGAGGGAAUUUCAGUGGAAAAAAAUUUUGCUGUUUCUGAGAGUAGGUUCAAUAAGAAAUGGUACAAAUGUGCAUAACAUAUUAGUCACCUGCAAAUCCUCCGCAUACAGUCAAAAUGUACAGGAUGGGGUCUUUGAAGUUGCAAAUCUAAUCUUGCAGCUCUUACCAUCAAAGGAUGGUACCGUGCUAAGAAGACUUCUGAUGACUGCGGAUGCAACAUCUUUAACUGGAGCUAUGGUUUCUAAAGAUGCAACCUUCUUCCGUCGACACCUCAGUUGGGCUCUUGCUGAUAUAAUCUGCCACUGGAUGAUUAAGGCUAUUGGAUGGAAUGAAGCAAUAGGCCGGCAUGAUCAUCAAGCCAUUGUAGUGAAAGGACAGCGAGGGAGGGAAAUGGACCUGCCUCCUGCACCUUCUCCACCUGUCUUGCAGAAAGUCCUCAGUGACCGCCGUAUGAAAGUAAUACUUUACAAGGUACUGCACGAUGUAAGAGGAGAACCCAUAUUGAUGCUCCGGUUGUGUUGGAGUUCCUUCACAAUCUUUGUGACUGCCGCAGCACUUGCAUUGCAUCGCUUUGUUGUCCACGGCUUAUGGGCACUCUUUACCUCUGUAUCAUUUGUACCGAGACAUGUUGCUGUCAUGUAGUAAGCUAUUGGGAAAAUAGAGGAAAUCCGACUCUCAAUGAUUACAAAAAUGAAUGAUUUGUUGCUGUGCA